AUGGCUUCUCCAGCCAUCAAGAAAGCAAUUUCCGAGGCGGCGUCGCAGUACCUGAAACCUGAAGGAAAGGUCUUCCAGUAUGGCACUGCUGGGCAACCACCCCUGGAAGGAUUGAUCUGCCCCGCCUCCACAUACCCCGCGAUCGCCCCUGGUUGUUUACACUUUCGCCAACGUCUUAUCUCCAGUGACCUCCUCAACACCGUCGUCUUUUCUGUUGGUUUGCUUGCCGGUCUGCGGUCCAAGAAACUUAGUGGACAAUGGGUUGGUGUGAUGGUGACGGCCAGUCACAACCCCGCCGAAGACAAUGGCGUCAAGCUGGUCGAUCCAAUGGCUGAAUGGGAGGCUUACGCAACCAAGCUCGCUAAUGCUCCUUUGGACAAGGUCGCCGAUGUGUAUGAAGAGCUUAUCAAGGAAAUCGACGUCAGCAUGGAGAACCCUGCCCGUGUCGUCUUUGCCCGUGAUACCCGCGCUUCUGGCUCGCGCCUCGUCAGCGUCCUCAACUCGGCCCUCGCCGCGACGGAGGUCGAAUUCCAGGACCUCAAGUUCAUGACGACUCCUCAGCUCCACUAUGUCGUGCGUUGCAAGAACACCAUCGGUACACAGUAUGAAUACGGCGAGCCCUCGGAACAGGGCUAUUAUGAGAAGCUCGCCGAGGCCUUUAAAAGAGUGAUGCGGGGUGUCAAGGUCAAGGGCACCUUGACUGUCGAUUGCGCGAACGGUGUCGGUGGACCCAAGCUGAGGGAACUCAUCAAGUACCUGCCUAGUGCGGAGCAAGGCGGAGUCGAUAUCAAGGUCGUCAAUGACGAUGUUAUCAACCCCGAUAAACUGAACUACGAGUGCGGUGCCGACUACGUCAAGACCAAGCAGCGCGCCCCUCCCUCUUCUAAGGCGUCGGUCCUCGAUCGCUGCGCUUCUCUCGACGGUGACGCCGACCGUCUUAUCUACUACUUCAUGGACGAGGGCAACGUUUUCAGGAUGCUGGAUGGUGACCGGAUCGCCACCCUUGCUGCCUCUUUCAUCGGUGACCUUGCUCGGAGUGCUGGAAUCGCUCAGAAGCUCAAGAUCGGUGUUGUUCAGACAGCCUAUGCCAACGGAGCCAGCACGGAUUACAUCGAGAAGGUCCUGAAGCUGCCUUCCGUCUGUACCAACACUGGUGUGAAGCAUCUCCACCACGCUGCCUUGCGUUUCGACGUUGGCGUCUACUUCGAGGCCAACGGUCAUGGCACUAUUACUUUCUCGGAGAACGCCCUGAAGACGAUCAAAAGCACCGAGCCUCAGUCUCCGGCCCAGCAACGCUCCCUCGAGUGCCUGAACGCCUUGACUGACCUCAUCAACCAGGCGGUCGGCGACGCCCUCUCGGACAUGCUUCUCGUUGAAGCUAUCCUUGCCCACAAGUGCUGGACCCCAAAGGAGUGGCUUGCCACCUACACCGACCUCCCAUCGCGGCUAGUCCGUGUGGAGGUUGCUGACCGGUCGAUCUUCAAGGCCUACGAUGCCGAGCGCAAGCUCGAGUCACCCCCCGGCCUGCAGGCCAAGAUCGAGUCUCUGCAGUCUCGCUACAACAAGGGACGGAGCUUCGCGCGUGCCAGUGGCACUGAAGAUGCCGUGCGUGUGUAUGCGGAGGCCGCUAGCCGGUCGGAGGCUGAUGACCUUGCCACUCGCGUUGCCAAUGCUGUUUCUGAAGCUGGCAGCAUCAAGGAGAUCCUGCAGUCUUGA
Molecule: messenger RNA, 1716 nt
Organism: Aspergillus terreus NIH2624
Lineage: Eukaryota; Fungi; Ascomycota; Eurotiomycetes; Eurotiales; Aspergillaceae
Gene: agm1
Product: phosphoacetylglucosamine mutase PCM1
Exons: 4
Coding region: 1-1716 (571 amino acids)
Biological process (GO): UDP-N-acetylglucosamine biosynthetic process; carbohydrate metabolic process
Molecular function (GO): magnesium ion binding; phosphoacetylglucosamine mutase activity
Source: RefSeq, a predicted model, not a curated record